Molecule: messenger RNA, 1111 nt
Organism: Zerene cesonia (dogface butterfly)
Lineage: Eukaryota; Metazoa; Arthropoda; Insecta; Lepidoptera; Pieridae
Exons: 5
Coding region: 171-1034 (287 amino acids)
Cellular component (GO): aminoacyl-tRNA synthetase multienzyme complex
Source: RefSeq, a predicted model, not a curated record
CUCUUGACCAAAGAGUAGUAUAAUAUGGUCCACCACAAAGUGUAGCAUAAUAAUACGGGUAGUCCAUCCCCUGCUUGUCAUUCGUGUCAUCGGUUAUCGUGAUUCCUGGUCAAUUUGAGUAGUAACUAACUUGUUCCUUCUGUUAUUUGAGUCCUCAACGUAUUAACAGGAUGUAUAAAAUGAAAAGUAUUAUCCCAAUUGAACAAUCUAUUGAUUUACCAACAUGUAUGUAUUACAUGAAGAAUCCCAACCAAACACCUGCUAAAGAUGACAUACAAUUGAAUAUUCGUGACCAGGUUAUGAGAUUCCUUAAGAGUGCACCAAACAACAAAAUGUUGGAACUUGAAAAUAGACAAGAUCAGCUGCUCAAAAAAUUGGAUAAACUUUAUGAGAAAAUCCAAAUAAUAAGUUCUUCCUGCAAAUUGAACGACACAGCUCAUAAUAAAACCAAGUCAUGCACUAAAACAUCUCAGGUCAAACCUGAGGAAUUGGUUUUGGUUUUAAGUCCAGAUAAUUUACCAUGGUUUUUAGGUAAAGUUUUAAAAGAAAAUUUGGAUUUAAACUUUACUUGGCACAUUCAUUCUUCUACCCCUUCUAACAAAAUUCCAAAAAUAAAAUCAUUCUUUGAAAAGGUCAAGUUUAAGAACACCAAUGGAAAAGUCAACAUGAGGCUUAUUUUUAAAAAUGAGUCACCUAAUAUGGAAUUGAAAAUUUCAUCAUUGGGUUUACCUAUACUGGGAAGUGUCAAUGUUUUGAGAUAUCUAUGUGAGGCAUUCCCAAACACUGUUUCAUAUGAUUUUAAUGAUUAUGCAGCUGAAAGUUUGUUGGAUACUUGUUAUUUACUUGAGAAUUCUUCAGAGAAACAAAAACAAGUGCACUGUCAAAAAUUAUUUAAAAAUGGAAGUCAAUGGAUUUAUAGUAAUAAGUUUAGUAUCAUUGACCUUGCUUUAUAUAAUGAGGUGAAGCAAUGGAAAAGUGUUCCAAAAAUUGUACCACAGCAGUGGCUGGUAAAUUGUGAAAAAUGCAUAUUAUGAAGUACCUAGUACAUGUCACACUGCAAAUAUUUUCGUUUUAUAUUUAUUUCAUUAAAUAUAUAAGUCUUUUAUAAUCA